AUGCAUGUUCGCGAUUCACUUCUCGUAAAAACAAUUUUAUAGUGUUCGUGAUAUUGUAUUCUGUGAGUUUUAUAGUUUAUCGUGCCUAUCUUUACACCUCGAAUUGAUGUAACAUGGGUAAAAGGCGCCAUAAGAAAGAUCAAAAAGAAAUACGACGAAAAAUUCGACGACUAGAGAAAAAACUCAGGCGCAAUGAAGAUACGGAUCAUAGUUCACGAAGCCCCUCUGUCUCCUCCGAGUAUGACAAUAGAUAUUGGUCAGCGGAUGAAAUCGAGGAAGGAUAUCAAGAUGAACCGCUAGAUAACGAACAUCUAGAUAUGGAACGGGAUGUGUCACCUGUAGUUAAUGUACCCUCGCCGCGCCCUUCCUCCUCUCGUAAUCUGGACAUCGCUCCACCUACAGACGUUACUCUUGACGUUGAUGCUCCGGUUCGACCAGCUUCAACACCAGCAGAUCCCAGCGAACCAUCGACCUCCGCUGUUCCUGAAGAGAUAUUAUGUAUGCUUGGUGAAGCAAAGAAAAUAGAACAAGCCUUAGGUGAAAAAAUUCCUCCCGAAAUCUCUGAACGUUGGGGUAAGAUUCUAUUGGAUGGGCUAGCUAAAGAACAAAAGAAUAUGUUAACGGAAAAAACGCUAAUCCCUGAGAAUUUCCUAUUAGCUCGAGCUCCAAAGCUAAAUCCAGAGGUGGUUGCUGUUUUAUCUGACGCUGUUAAAAAUCGAGACAAGAGAUUGGAGAAAGCUCAAAACCAACUCGGUCUCGGUAUCGCUGGGCUGGUAAAUCUUACAAAAGACUUGAUCAAUUCCGAUAUUGAUAAACUCAAUAUAAUAAAAAGAAUCUCUGAAGUUAGUCAACUCUUAUUAGACUUACAUUAUGAAGAGAGUAUAAAUAGACGAAAAUUGAUUGUACCAUUGCUAGAUAAAAAAUUUUGGAAUACAAUUCAAGGUGUCAAACGUGAUAAUUUCCUAUUCGGAGAAAAAUUAGGAGAUAAUAUCAAAAACUCGAAAGAUAUUGAAAAAUUUAGUCAACAAAUCAAAAAGGCCUCGGUACCCUCGACCUUUCAGAGAAAAACACCAGGGAUGAUGACGGGAAACGUGCGUUUUCCUCCUCGACCACACUCCAACGUGAGCCCGGCGACGCCUGCAGCGGGCCGAUAUUUCGGCCCUCGCCCUCAAGCACCGGCGAGGAGGAACUACAACUCACCGCCACAACGUGGCAACAAGACUGCUCCGCACAACAAGACCCAAGACCACAGACGCCGAUAGAGACAGCACCAUCCCUUAUGGAGCAGCCUUACCCUGGCGUGCGCCAUAUUGUCCGGCAGGCAUACCUAAGGAAGAAUAUCCCAGAUGAUUCGGUAGAUAUUAU
Pectinophora gossypiella (pink bollworm) is the source of this 1365-nucleotide messenger RNA. RefSeq lists its product as uncharacterized. Bases 114 to 1262 code for a protein of 382 amino acids. Lineage: Eukaryota; Metazoa; Arthropoda; Insecta; Lepidoptera; Gelechiidae. The record is from RefSeq and is a predicted model, not a curated record. The transcript has 3 exons.